Messenger RNA from Camellia sinensis, 933 nucleotides. The record is from RefSeq and is a predicted model, not a curated record. Lineage: Eukaryota; Viridiplantae; Streptophyta; Magnoliopsida; Ericales; Theaceae.
AUGUCGAGUGCUGAAAGUGGAAGGAAAGAUCCAGCAUGGAAGUGUUCAACGAUGGUAAAUCCCAGAAACUUAAGUAAGUUCAAAUGCAAUUUUUGUGGGAAAGAGAUGAAUGGGGGUGUUUGUCGAGUUAAGCAACAUCUUGUUGGAGGGUAUAGGAAUGUGACUAAAUAUUUUGAUGAUGAGGAUGAUCUUGUAGAACUCUCUCAGCAUGGUAAAAAGUCCAUUCUUACUCAAGGUUCUACUCAAAGAACCAGCUCUGGUUCUGUUCAAUCCAAACUUAAAAGGCCUAGGAAGAUAGGGCCUAUGGAUUGUUUCUUCACACCUGAUCCAGAUGUGGUGGCGCAAAAACAAAAAGGCAAGGGGAAGCAAAGUAAAAUUGAUGAAAAUGAUCCCUAUAGGAAAGAGUUAAUGCAACGGGCAUAUGUUAGAAUUGCAAGAUGGAUGUAUGACUCUGGGAUUCCUUUCAAUGCAGUGAAUUAUGACAGUUUUGGGCCAAUGAUUGAAGCUAUUGGGCAAUUUGGUCCUGAUUUGAAACCACCAACUUACCACAUGAUACGAGUUCCUUACCUUAAAAAAGAAGUGGGUGUUAACAGAUUGAUGAAGGAACAUAAAGACGAUUGGCCAAAGUAUGGAUGUUCUAUAAUGUGCGAUGGUUGGACAGAUAAGAGAAAUAUGACUUUGCUUAAUUUCUUAGUGAAUUGUCCAAGAGGCACCAUGUUUAUUGAAUCCAUUGAUGCAUCUAGUUACUCAAAGGAUGGGAAUAAGAUGUUUAAUUUUCUUGAUAAGUUUGUGGAGAAAAUUGGAGAAGCUAAUGUGAUCCAAGUCGUCACGGAUAGUACGACAGCAAAUGUGUUGGCAGGGAAGUUUUUGGAGGCAAAGAGACCUCACUUGUAUUGGACGCCUUGUGCAGCCCAUUGUUUGGAUUUGAUGUAG